This is a messenger RNA of Melitaea cinxia (Glanville fritillary), 1590 nucleotides long. It is a transcript of the gene ewg, whose product is annotated as DNA-binding protein P3A2. Gene Ontology annotation, cellular component: nucleus. Lineage: Eukaryota; Metazoa; Arthropoda; Insecta; Lepidoptera; Nymphalidae. The record is from RefSeq and is a predicted model, not a curated record. Gene Ontology annotation, biological process: regulation of transcription by RNA polymerase II. Gene Ontology annotation, molecular function: RNA polymerase II cis-regulatory region sequence-specific DNA binding; DNA-binding transcription factor activity, RNA polymerase II-specific. Bases 1 to 1590 code for a protein of 529 amino acids. The transcript has 13 exons.
AUGGUCCGGGAGAGUCAGGGGGAUUCGGACUACAGCAACAUGAACUCAGCCGUCAGCUCGGAGUCUAUGGAUUUGGCUGAGGAGGACAUGUCGCAAGUGGACGGGUGCGGGCUGAGCGGCGGCUCGGAGGACGAGGACGAGUGCGCGUCGUCGCCGGCCGGCUCGGCCUACGAGGACGCGGACGUCGCCAAGAGCGCCAUGAGCGACGAGGUCACCAAGCAGCUGGCGGCCGCCGGGCCAGUCGGCAUGGCCGCCGCUGCCGCUAUAGCGUCGUCGAAGAAACGUAAGCGACCCCAUUCCUUUGAAACAAAUCCAUCCGUCAGAAAGAGACACCAGAACAGACUGCUCAGGAAACUUAGACAAACGAUCGAGGAGUUCGCGACGCGCGUGGGGCAGCAGGCCGUGGUGCUGGUGGCGACGCCGGGCAAGCCCAACACGUCGUACCGCGUGUUCGGCGCCAAGCCGCUGGAGGACGUGGUGCGCAACCUGCGCUGCAUGAUCAUGGAGGAGCUGGAGAACGCGCUGGCGCAGCAGGCGCCGCCGCCGCCGCUGGACGACCCGUCGCUGUUCGAGCUGCCGCCGCUCAUCAUCGACGGCAUCCCCACGCCCGUGGAGAAGAUGACGCAGGCGCAGCUGCGCGCCUUCAUCCCGCUCAUGCUCAAGUACUCCAUGGUGCGCGGCAAGCCGGGCUGGGGCCGCGAGUCCACGCGGCCGCCGUGGUGGCCCAAGGACCUGCCGUGGGCCAACGUGCGCAUGGACGCGCGCUCCGAGGACGAGAAGCAGAAGAUGUCUUGGACGCACGCGCUGCGACAGAUCGUUAUCAACUGCUAUAAGUACCACGGGCGGGAAGACCUACUACCUGCCUUCACGGAGGAGGAUGACGAGAAGGCUAAUGCGCAACAGCAGGCCUCGUGCGCGGGCAGCUCGGGCUCGCCCGGCUCCUCGGGCGCCCCGAGCCGCUCCAACGUGGGCUCGGCCGUGCUCUCGUCGUCGCAAGUCUGCAUCGACCAGAUGACACUCGCCGACGUCGAUAUGUCGCAGUACGCGCCGGCCGUCCUUCAAACAAUCACCAACCCGGAUGGCUCGGUGUCGUUGAUCCAGGUGGACCCCAGCAACCACAUCAUAACGCUGCCAGAUGGGACCACUGCACAAGUGAUCCACAGCGGCGGCGAGGGCGCGGGCGUGGUGCAGGCGCUGGAGGGGGAGGGCGCGGUGGCCGUGGACCUCAACGCAGUGGCCGAGGCCACGCUCAACCACGACGGCCAGAUCAUACUCACCGGCGAGGACGGCCACGGCUACCCGGUGUCGGUGUCGGGCGUGAUCACGGUGCCCGUGUCGGCGUCGGUGUACCAGUCCAUGGUGGCGUCCAUGCAGCAGCAGGACGGCGUCUGCGUGGCGCCGCUGGUGCAGGUGGAACAGAACGGGGAAGCGCUGGAGGCUAUCUCGAUGGGCGGCGGGGUGGCGCAGGUGAUGCUGCAGGGCGGCGGUGAGGCGCAGGUGUUGCAGGUGCUCAGCCUCAAGGACGCCACCGUGCUCACCAAGGCCAUGCAAGUGAAGUCGGAGCGCGACGCAGUGGUGGCCGACUCCUAG